AUCCUAAGGGUACACGUCAUGUCAAACAAUUUUGACUUUGCACUUUGAGAAAAAUGAAAUGACUCAUUGAUAUUUUCGAUUGCACACGAUUUCGUGGUCUCUUUAGUAUAAAACUAGUGUGAACUUAAUUAUAUCAUAAGUAGAAACUAAACAGACGCAAGAUGAGUUUGCAGUGGACGAUAAUUGCUACUUUUUUGUACGCUGAAAUAGCAAUCGUACUUCUUUUGACUUUACCAAUAGCAAGUCCUUCAAGAUGGCAAAAGUUCUUCAAAUCGAAGUUUUUGGCAUAUGUAAGCGGCCAGGCAUCCAUAUACUUCUUGGUAUUGAUCGGAGUUUUGAUCCUAUGUCUCCUGGAUGCUAUCCGUGAGAUGCAAAAAUACUCGAACAUGGAACCGACCGAACAUCAGCACCUCGACGCGGAAAUGCAAGGUAACAUGCGGCUUUUCCGUGCGCAAAGAAACUUCUACAUCUCUGGAUUUGCAUUAUUCCUUCUUGUAGUAAUUCGUCGUUUAGUGCAAAUGAUCUCUGAAUUGGCCACUCUAUAUGCUCAAGCUGAGGCAAACUUCAGACAAGCUCAAAGUGCGUCGGCGACCGCCAAGAGCCUCCUUGCGCAACAAGGCGCCGGCGACGAAAAGAGCAAGAAGGAACUAGAAGAAUUGGAGACCAAGGUUUUGAAUUUGGAAAAGGAAUUGUCAAAGGAAAAGAAAGACAAGGAAGCUGUUAAAUCUCAGGCUGAAAGCUUGAAUAAAGAGUAUGAUAGAUUGUCAGAAGAGUACAGCAAAUUACAAAAGAAAAUUACAGUUGCGAGUGGUGAUAAGAAAGAUGAAUAAGCAUUUAAUAUCAUGGGUAUUAACUCCAGCUUUUAAUUUUUCUAUAUUUAAGAUCUCUAUUGUUGAGUGAGAUCGCAUAAUCGUUUAAAUUGUCAAUUGUACUCAAUGGCUAGCUAUGACUAAUCUCUAAAUUAUGAUUAAUUCAUCAAUCGUCAUUGAUUACUUAAUUUUAUCAGUUCUAUUAAAUAAAUCAAAUAUAUUUAUUAUCAAAAAUGAUGCAACUAUGUGAUUCAUUCUAGCCUUGAACAAAUGCCUUGAAAAAUAUAAUAUUUUCAUACAAUUAUUUGUAGAUGCUUGUCCCCUGUUUCUCUUUGGUUAGUAUUAGCUGUGAAAAGUCUGAUUUUUUUUUGUUUUGGGUAUUUUUAUAGGAUUAAGUACCAAUUUUUCAAGUCAUGGUUAAAACUUAUUCAACAAAUGUAGAAUGAAACAACCAUUUGAAUAUGUUCUAAUCGCUCUUCUCUUGAUAUUUUACAGGUGAUUCCUUAUAUUAUGGAUAAUUUUUAAGCAGGGAUUGAAAAAUUGGUCCUUUGUGUUAUGUUGAGAAUGAUAUAUAGAUUUGAAUUGCUUUUAAUAGGUUUCUAUACACAAGUUUUCGUUAAUGUUCAUUUUUAAUAUUGUGCUUUGGUUUAUAUAGCUGCACUUUUUGUAUGCUUAAUGUUUGUUUUCGUUUGAAAUAGCAUUAUUGUAUAUUAGCUGAUUGAGUUCUUUUAAUAUUAUGUAAUUGAAAUACAAAUGUAUGGAACCUAAAUUUUGUCAUGAGCAUUAAUUGUUGUUCUUAAUAAAAAUGUAAUAAUUCUCACUUUAAAUAAUUUAUAUAGAUGUAUUUUUGCAUUUUAACCUAUAACAAAAGUAAAAGGAUUAUAUGGGUUAGGUUAAGUUAUUACAACUUUGUUUAUGUGGUGUUGUAAUGUAAAAUAAAUAUUUUUUAUUA
Messenger RNA from Zerene cesonia (dogface butterfly), 1761 nucleotides. Its product is annotated as B-cell receptor-associated protein 31. Gene Ontology annotation, cellular component: endoplasmic reticulum membrane; endoplasmic reticulum. NCBI's taxonomy places the organism in Eukaryota, Metazoa, Arthropoda, Insecta, Lepidoptera, Pieridae. Bases 162 to 830 code for a protein of 222 amino acids. The record is from RefSeq and is a predicted model, not a curated record. The transcript has a single exon. Gene Ontology annotation, biological process: endoplasmic reticulum to Golgi vesicle-mediated transport; intracellular protein transport.